Messenger RNA from Penicillium cinerascens, 2316 nucleotides. RefSeq lists its product as uncharacterized. Bases 1 to 2316 code for a protein of 771 amino acids. The record is from RefSeq and is a predicted model, not a curated record. NCBI's taxonomy places the organism in Eukaryota, Fungi, Ascomycota, Eurotiomycetes, Eurotiales, Aspergillaceae. Gene Ontology annotation, molecular function: protein binding. Gene Ontology annotation, cellular component: NuA4 histone acetyltransferase complex. The transcript has a single exon.
AUGCCUCCGCUGUCGGCAUACACACCUUUUGAGUCCUUGCUCUUCUUCCAGUCCCUGGCCACGUCCGAUGUGCGACCGGCGAGCUUCGCGACAAUCUCCAAUUUGCUGCGAAAUAACCCACUAGUACACCAGAAUGUAGCGUUUAGCGCAGAUCGCCUGACUGCCGAGGCCUUGGAGGACCUUUAUGUGACGUUGCUGCGAGAUGGAUUGGACCGCGACGCUCCACCCGGACAGAAUGGACGACCGACUGAAAGCUCGGGCGCUAGCAACCCUAAGAAGCGCAAGAUCGCCAGCCCACGACCGGAGGGGCUAUCGGACGGAGUUUCACAUGCCGUUUUGGUACCAGAACUCGUGUCGCAUCUUUAUGCGCGGUACAGGGAGCUUGUGACUAAAGGGAUCAGGGACGAUGAGAAGAGGUAUACUGAAAUCAAGAAAGAAAUUGAACACCUGAAGGAGGAUGAGAGCAAGCCGCUUGCUCCAGGCACCAAGGAGACUGCUGUCAAGGAUGUGGACCUCGAGACUGAACCGAUGGAUGUGGAUGUGAAGCAAGAGACCUCGCGACGGGAGCGACCAGACUUUGCGAUUCCCCUCGGACAGUCCCCCGAGGCAAAGAAACCGCCCGGAGAGGGUAGUGGCCAAUUUCAAGCAAAAGAAACUCAGCCUCCGGCUCCUACGCAAGCACCGACCCAUGACUCUCAAGCACCGCAAUCGCAGACUGUCAACGGUCAAAUGGUUCCGCAAGCGCCAGUACCCCCGCCGCUCGCGCCUCGGGCUCAGCAAGUAGCUCCUGCGACGCCUGCAGCAGCAGCAAAAGCACCUCAUCCUUCUCAAAUCGCACCUCGUCCCAAUGUGCCCGGAGGCACACCCGUGGCUGGCAGUGCCGGUGUUCUCCCCGGAUCUUCCCAACCAACUCAAGCGAGUUUCCAGCAGUGGCAGCUUGACCCACCUCCUCAAUCUCCUUAUUCCGCAACUUCUCCCAAUAUUGCUGCCGCACCACCAGGCUCCACGUCUACCAAACAACCUCCACCCGGACCCAUUCAACUUCCAUCAAACAAGACUUCAAUAUCUUCUACUGUUCCGAGCACGCCGGGUGCUCUCCCUUCAGGUGCCCAAACGCCCGUCCCCAUUGGCCAUCCUCGUGUCUCGCACACCCCGAGUGUGGUCAUUCCGUCAUACUCUGAUCGUCGUGGUUCGCGUCCUCGACUUUCCAUUGAUACCCCUGGCUCCUCAACACCAUGGAAGAUGACCCCGCGUGCGAGCGUCGUCGAAUCUCCUGUAUCACCCGCACGUCCAGGCCCGGGUGAUGUCAGUCCGAUCAGUGAUCGGGCUCCCUCUCCCGAUGCCAUGGAUGUGUCACCUCCUCGAGAACGAAAGUCCCGGCGUGGCCAGGCAGAAGCCAAGGCUGUAUCUAAUAUCAAGUCCGAAAAACCAUCCACUCGCCGGACGCGUGCGACGAGUACCGCUUCAUCACCGAGUCGUGGGCGUUCAGCGACCCCCCGGGCAUUGUCCCCCGAUGUCGAAGAUUCGCGGGUUAGCGGACGUCGCAAGGGUGUUGCGGCUGAUACAGAUGACCAAGCUGCGAAAAAUCGUUCUAAGCGCAAGCGAGGUACCAGUGAAGCAUUGGAACCGGAACCUACGCCCAUAGAAGCCCCCAAGGUGGAUACUCGCUACGUGAUGUGCACACGUGGUUUCCACCGAACGGCGGCACCGAUCUUGAACGAUGUGACUACCCAUAAGCUUGCUUCCAUUUUCGCAAAGCCCAUCGGAGAGCGUGAUGCGCCGGGCUACCAUGAUCUUAUUUACCGACCCCAGGACCUGAAAUCAAUUAAAUCUGCCGUCCACCAAGGAAGCAAGGCUGUGGCCGCGGCGACGGAGGCCGUCAGUACACCUGCGGGUGACGGCGAAUCACCUGCUCCUGCCGUCGGUACACCUUCCAAACAUAACGCCCUCAUGCUGCCAAAGACCGAGGACCUGGUGCCUCCAAAGGGUAUUGUGAACUCUUCGCAACUCGAGAAAGAGUUUGUCCGCAUGUUUGCCAAUGCGAUCAUGUACAACCCAGCCACUGAGCGUGGCUUUGGUCCUGCUUUCCCAAUGAUCAGUGACCGUGGCACUCGUGAGAGCACGCAGUCAGAGGGCGACGAGGGGGGCAUCAUUCAGGACUCACUGGAGAUGUUCGAGGAUGUUGAGCAGGCUGUAAAGCGAUGGCGCGAUGCAGAACGCACGGCCGACGAGCUGGCGAACAAGAACAUCCUCUCACUCCGACGCGGCAGCGCCAGUGACUUUAACACUGAUAGUGCCGACGAUGUCAAAGGGUGA